Messenger RNA from Cyprinus carpio (common carp), 1785 nucleotides. Its product is annotated as 5'-nucleotidase, cytosolic II, like 1. Gene Ontology annotation, molecular function: 5'-nucleotidase activity. Lineage: Eukaryota; Metazoa; Chordata; Actinopteri; Cypriniformes; Cyprinidae. The record is from RefSeq and is a predicted model, not a curated record.
ACAAGCCAAACCCAAGGAACACUUACACUGGUGAUGUCAACAUCAUUGUACGAUUUAAAGCGCAAAGAGGAGUUUGGUGACAGCUCCACACUGCUGGUUAUAAUAGAGUGACUCUGGGAGCGCACGCUCGCGAUGGAGCCGCGCGCCGCCAAAAAAGAGCUGCAUCAGAGGGUGUUUGUGAACCGGAGUUUGACGCUUGAAAACAUCAAGUGCUAUGGCUUCGACAUGGAUUACACUCUGGCAGUGUAUAAGUCUCCAGAGUAUGAGAGUCUGGGCUUUGAGCUGCUCAGGGACAGGCUGGUGUCAAUCGGAUACCCACACGAGCUGCUGGGCUACACGUACGACCCCACCUUCCCCACGCGAGGUCUGGUGUACGAUACCAGGUAUGGGAACCUGUUGAAAAUCGACUCCAAUGGAAACAUCCUGGUGUGCACUCACGGCUUUGAGUACCUGAGAGGUGGACAGGUCGAUGAGUAUUAUCCAAACAAGUUCAUCCAGAGAGACGACACUGACCGCUUUUACGUUCUCAACACGCUCUUUAACUUAUCAGAGACGUAUCUUUAUGCGUGCCUGGUUGACUACUUCACCAGAAGCACCAGAUAUAAAAACUGCCAGAAAGGGUUCAAACACGGUGACUUGUUCAUGUCACACAGAAGCAUGUUUCAGGAUGUGAGGGAUGCCAUGGAUCACCUUCAUGGCACGGGCACUCUGAAGGAAAGAACACUGAAGAACCUGGACAAGUAUGUGAUUAAAGAUCCACGUCUUCCUGUGUUACUGAGCCGCAUCAAAGAGUUUGCCAAAGUGUUUCUGGCCACCAACAGCGACUUCAAUUACACCGAGGCUAUUAUGAAAUACUUACUGGAUUUUCCGUCUGGCUCCAAGAACCCCAAGAAACCGUGGCGCUCGUACUUUGAUCUGGUGGUGGUGGACACGAGGAAGCCCUUGUUCUUCGCAGGGGGGACAGUGUUACGACAAGUAGACACGGACACGGGGAAGCUGCGUAUCGGCACAUACACUGGAGAGCUUCAGCAUGGGACAGUGUAUUCAGGAGGAUCUUCUGAUAUUGUCUGUGAUUUGCUGGAUGUUAGGGGGAAAGACGUCCUCUAUGUGGGGGAUCACAUCUUUGGCGAUAUCCUCAAGUCAAAGAAACGUCAAGGCUGGAAGACUUUCCUGGUGGUGCCUGAGCUUGUGAAGGAGCUGCAGGUGUGGGCUGACAAAGCCAGUAUGUUUGAGGAGUUGAAACAUCUUGACAUCUUCCUGGCAGAAUUACAUCAGCACUUAGACAGUGGAAGUCAAGAGUGCCCAGAUAUUAGUGCGAUUCAGAACAGGAUAAAGAUGGUGACGUACGGCAUGGAUCUGUGCUAUGGGAAAAUGGGCAGUCUUUUACGCUGUGGAUCCACAAAAACCCUCUUUGCCAGUCAGUUACUGCGCUAUGCAGAUAUAUACUCCACCUGCUGCCUCAACCUCCUGAACUACCCCUUCAGCUACCUCUUCAGAGCACCUCUCGUCCUGCUGCCACACGAGGCCGCUGUGGAGUCUCAGACUAAAGAGCAGAUCACAGAGCUGCCGGAGCACAUGCUCAAGACCACCAGCAUCAAGCGGCAGUGUGAGUGUGACGGCGGUGACUGUGGACGAGAUGAUAAUUGUGCCCGAAAUAACCCGGCUACAUCUACAGAGACAUGAGGACUGAUUUUUUUCUUAACUGCUGUAAAUAUGAACUUUUUAUUUAGUGAGUGUGUUUCACUUUUACAGUUUCCGUUCCUGCCUUAAUCCCGGACGAGCCCA